Thalassophryne amazonica is the source of this 2066-nucleotide messenger RNA. RefSeq names its product ATP-binding cassette, sub-family E (OABP), member 1 (gene abce1). Gene Ontology annotation, biological process: translational termination; translational initiation; ribosomal subunit export from nucleus. NCBI's taxonomy places the organism in Eukaryota, Metazoa, Chordata, Actinopteri, Batrachoidiformes, Batrachoididae. Gene Ontology annotation, molecular function: iron ion binding; ATP hydrolysis activity; ribosomal small subunit binding. The record is from RefSeq and is a predicted model, not a curated record.
AGUGGGUGCGUGUCGCCCGUGCCGUCUUUCCAGCCGGCGCCGGAGCACGUUGCUGGAAGAAAAAGAAUAUUAAGCCCCAAACUGUGUGGAACGUCGCUUCUAGUUUGUCUCCAACCGAGCUGCUUACCUGGAGCCCGAGAAGGCUCCACCAAUCCUAGCAUCCAUCAUUCCUGCCCUUCAUAAUGGCGGAAAAAAACACUAGGAUCGCCAUCGUCAACCACGAUAAGUGCAAACCCAAGAAAUGUCGUCAAGAGUGUAAGAAGAGCUGUCCUGUGGUCCGUAUGGGUAAGCUUUGCAUCGAGGUGACUCCUCAGAGUAAGAUUGUGUGGAUCUCAGAGUCACUGUGUAUCGGCUGUGGAAUCUGCAUCAAGAAAUGUCCGUUCGGAGCGUUGUCCAUUGUUAACCUUCCCAGCAACCUAGAGAAGGAAACUACACACAGAUAUUGUGCCAACUCCUUCAAGCUGCAUCGAUUGCCUAUCCCAAGACCAGGGGAGGUUCUUGGUUUAGUUGGGACCAAUGGGAUUGGAAAAUCCACAGCCUUGAAGAUCCUGGCUGGAAAACAGAAGCCCAAUCUGGGGAAGUAUGAUAACCCUCCAGACUGGCAGGAGAUCUUAACUUACUUCAGAGGUUCUGAGCUGCAGAACUACUUUACCAAAAUCCUGGAGGACGACCUGCGGGCCAUCGUCAAACCGCAGUACGUCGACCAGAUCCCAAAGACCGUCAAGGGGUCAGUAGGGGCCAUCCUGAGCAGAAAAGAUGACACGGACACACAGGACAUCGUGUGUGACCAGCUCGAUCUCAGUCACUUGAGAGAGCGUAACGUGGAGGAUCUGUCAGGCGGAGAGCUGCAGAGGUUCGCUUGCGCAGUCGUCUGCAUCCAGAGGGCCGACAUUUUCAUGUUUGACGAGCCGUCCAGGUAGCUGGACGUGAAACAGAGAUUGAAGGCGGCCAUCACCAUCCGCUCGCUCAUCACGCCGGACAGGUACAUCAUUGUGGUGGAACAUGACCUGAGCGUGUUGGACUAUCUGUCCGACUUCAUCUGCUGUCUUUACGGCGUCCCCAGCGCUUACGGAGUCGUCACCAUGCCCUUCAGUGUCCGAGAGGGGAUCAACAUUUUCCUCGACGGUUACGUCCCCACAGAGAACCUCAGGUUCCGAGAGACCUCGCUGGUCUUCAAGGUGGCCGAGACGGCCAACGAGGAGGAAGUGAAGAGGCUCAGACACUACCAGUAUCCAGACAUGCAGAAGACGAUGGGCGAGUUCAUGCUGACGAUUAAAGGCGGAGAGUUUACGGGACUCUGAGAUCAUGGUGAUGCUGGAGAAAACGGGACGGGGAAAACGACCUUCAUCAGGAUGUUGGCCCGGGGGACUCAACCUGAACAGCGGAGGUGAGGUUCCCUCCUGAAUGUCAGCUACAAACCUCAACCAAUCAGCCCAAAAUUUAAGGGCAGCGUCAGAGCACUGCUGCAUGAGAAGAUUAGAGAUGCUUACACGCAUCCAUUCAUCACUGAUGUGAUGAAGCCGCUGCAGAUCGAGAGCAUCAUUGACCAGGAUGUGCAGAACCUGUCUGGAGGUGAGCUGCAGCGAGUUGCCCUCACACUGUGUUUGGGCAAACCAGCCGACGUUUAUCUGAUUGACGAGCCUUCAGCCUACCUGGACUCCGAGCAGAGGUUGAUGGCUGCCAGGGUCAUCAAGAGGUACAUCCUCCGCAAGAAGACUGCAUUUGUGGUGGAGCACGAUUUCAUCAUGGCAACUUAUCUGGCUGACAGAGUCAUCGUGUUCGAUGGGAUUCCCUCCAAAAAUACAUCUGCUAACACGCCUCAAAGUCUACUGGCGGGGAUGAACAGGUUUCUGUCGCUGCUGGUCACUUUCAGGCGAGACCCGAAUAACUUCAGGCCUCGAAUAAAGCUAAACUCCAUCAAGGACACGGAGCAGAAGAAGAGUGGAAACUACUUCUUCCUGGACGACUAGGAUGACAUGUCUUCAGCCGUUCUGCAGCAAGUGCAUUCAUUCAUGAACCAAUGACUUUGUGGAACAUUAACUGUCAAUGUGCUAAUAAACUGAUCU